ACCUCAGGUUAUUUAUCAUAUACAGAGCAGUUUCACAGUACAAUAUAUUUCACACACUGGAUCCUGAAAACACUUUAUAGGCCGAUUGCUACCAGAAUCAAGAGUUUUCUCUCUCUCUGAAAGAACCGAACUGGGAUUUGAUCUUGCUCAUCUUCUCUGACCUCCCCAGCCAGAUUUAAUGAAGCUGUUCUUUGUAAGGAUUGGAAAUGGAGUCUGCUGAGAAAGCAAGAAAUAACCACUAUAGAAUGGAGCACACACCGAAUGAAGAAACAUCGCAGUUGUUCCCGGGACUUAAUCCUGAAGAGUUUUCAAAAGAGGAUGGACUGAAUCCAGAGGAGAAAGAAUGUCUGGAGUUCUUGAUUCAGACAAUCAACAACUUGGAUAAGGAAAUCUUAGAAGACGAUGAGUGGAGUCAUGAGAAAACGGAAGGAUCUCUAGGUUCUCGGGACCAAUGCCAGCAUAAUGUCAUCUGCAGCAUGCAGCAACAAAGUAAAUUUGUGGAGCACACCCCGCUGAAACUUGGUGCCUUCCCAGCAGUUUCUAAAAGUAAAAUGAUCAAGUCCCAUUCAGAGGAGUCUGAUGAAAUCACUUGGAGAAGGUCUGAUCUUCAUUGUCCUCGAGCUAAACCUCCUCCUAGAUCAGCCAACUCUCACCCCACCCACUUAAAGAAGUUUGACACCAUACUGAAGUCAGGAGUCAACGUUCAGGAACUUCGCUUGCGUUUCCUGCACCACCUCGACAACUCUGCUCCUGCCAAAAAACCAGCAAAGGACGCUGUAAGACUUUGGUCCAAUGCUCAAAAAUCUACACGGGAUGAAGCACUGCAGAAGUUGGGCUUUCUUCAGAGAGACAAACCUUUUCUGAAUGCACAUCAACACAUCCAGCUUCUGUGCGCUGAAAGGCCAGACAAAGAGGCAACUGCAGGUUCCACCCACAUGUUUAAGAAGUGUCCAUAAUAGCUGUUGUGGACCCUUAGUUGUGCUUUCUUAAGCCAACUGAAAGCCAAGCAAGGUUAGAACAUCUCUUCUGAUAGGGUAUCAAGCGAAACCGUCCUUUUUGUUGGAUUAUUUUCUGCAAAAUACUAUGGGGCCAGAAUACAGAACCUGCAAUGUACAGUUUAUAGGAACGCAUUUAAUAGCAUUUUUUUUUUUUGCACAGUGCAUCUUAUUGGUACAAUAGUUAGUUGAGAUGCAUCAUGUUGGCUUUUAAUUUCAUUUCUAAACUUCUUAAUACUGCAUCCUUGAUCCCUUGCGCAAUGAAAGAGAUAUUAUUUUGUGAAAAUGGAGACCAGUUUCCUUCCUUCAGAAUAAGCCCAGUGCCUUUACUUAUAAGAUCAAAGCAAAUGCACUCAAGGUCACAGGAGUGCUUUCAGACUUAGCUUUUACUAUGCAGUCUCCUCGUCUUAUUCCUCAAAGUUUAUAGACGAUGCAAACAAUAUUGCUUUCUGCUCAUCGCUUCGUUUUGCUAAUGCUACUUCCAGUAUUUUAAUGGGAGGGGAACCCAGAGCAAUGUAUUGUUAAGAUCCCUUUAACUAUCCAAGAGCAGGUCUCUCUGGAAUGUUAUAUUUGACUAGCACAAAUUAGAACAUAAGUAUCCCUGGCAGGAAUAUCUGCCAGGUCUCUAAUGAAGACCAUCACAUUUGCUUCAUAAGGGAUCCAUGUAUUCUAACUGAUGCUACAGCCAACUGCUGUUUUCAUUAGGAAGCAAUGUCC
This is a messenger RNA of Protobothrops mucrosquamatus (brown spotted pit viper), 1712 nucleotides long. RefSeq lists its product as uncharacterized. Bases 207 to 956 code for a protein of 249 amino acids. Lineage: Eukaryota; Metazoa; Chordata; Lepidosauria; Squamata; Viperidae. The record is from RefSeq and is a predicted model, not a curated record. The transcript has 5 exons.